Molecule: messenger RNA, 1125 nt
Organism: Pyricularia oryzae 70-15
Lineage: Eukaryota; Fungi; Ascomycota; Sordariomycetes; Magnaporthales; Pyriculariaceae
Product: type-1 protein geranylgeranyltransferase subunit beta
Exons: 2
Coding region: 1-1125 (374 amino acids)
Biological process (GO): protein geranylgeranylation
Cellular component (GO): CAAX-protein geranylgeranyltransferase complex
Molecular function (GO): CAAX-protein geranylgeranyltransferase activity
Source: RefSeq, a predicted model, not a curated record
AUGUUCGCCCAGCAGCAGGGCAAUGGAAGUCUGGAUCUAGCAAAGCAUCUGCGGUACUUUACAAGAUGCAUGCGAACACUGCUGCCCCAGCAGUACACGAGCAACGACAGCACCCGCAUGGCCCUCGGCUUCUUCAUCAUAUCUGGCAUUGACCUCCUGACUCAAGACGCUUCCUCCACCGAUCCAAAAAACAGCAAGAACGCUUCCAGUAUCUCCGCUACAGACCGAUCGAACUUCCGUGAUUGGGUGCUGUCGUGCCAGCAUACCGCCGGCGGCUUCGCUGGCUCAACCACUCACACGCUACCUCCGCACGAGUAUGACGGCUGGGACUUCGGAUCACUGCGCACCGAGCCCGGGAACUCUAACUGCUCAAACAUAGCAGCCACUGCCUUUGCGCUCCUUCUUCUUGCCCUCCUAGCCGAUCAGGCCUCGGGAGAAGCAGUCUUCUACGGCGUCGAUCGCGUCGCCACACUUCGCUGGCUGAAGAAGCUACAGCGCCCCGACGGCAGUUUUGGGGAAGUUCUCGUCGAUAUUCCAAACAUCGACUCACACGAUGCAAACAAAAAAGGACCCGGCUCGGUGACCGAGACCAUCGCCGGUGGCCGGGACAUGCGAUACUGUUAUCUAGCCGCUAUAAUACGGUGGAUACUGCGCGGUGAUAUGCAACCCGAAGACCCCGGGUGGGUCGAGGAUAUUGAUGUCGAAGCUCUCGUGCGUCACAUCCGUGCGGGCCAGACCUUCGACGGCGGCGUUGCAGAGAGCUCCAUGCACGAGAGCCAUGCGGGCUACGCAUACUGCGCCGUCAGCGCACUUUCGCUCCUCAGCAGACCUCUCGAAGGCAACGUAGCGGAGACUCAAACGGGGCCUCCUCAGUCCUCCGUAAACAUACCUUAUAUACUCCACUUCCUUGCUUCUAGGCAGUUCGAGUACACAGAUGUGCUCUCCGACGAAGACGAUGACGAGGAGAAUUUCUUCCAACCAGACUCGCUCUCCCGCUUGUCUCUCACUGACGAAUACCCACCAUUUGUUGGUUUCAACGGACGAGUCAACAAAGUCGCCGACACAUGCUACUCUCCGAGGGUGUCUAUGUAUCCAUGGCGCAGGAGUCGGCUCGCCGUUUCUUGA